Molecule: messenger RNA, 1077 nt
Organism: Pundamilia nyererei
Lineage: Eukaryota; Metazoa; Chordata; Actinopteri; Cichliformes; Cichlidae
Product: E3 ubiquitin-protein ligase RNF213-like
Exons: 5
Coding region: 1-1077 (358 amino acids)
Biological process (GO): ubiquitin-dependent protein catabolic process; negative regulation of non-canonical Wnt signaling pathway; sprouting angiogenesis
Cellular component (GO): cytosol; nucleolus; membrane
Molecular function (GO): ubiquitin-protein transferase activity; ATP hydrolysis activity
Source: RefSeq, a predicted model, not a curated record
AUGGGGGCCUAUCUCCUCACCAUACUCCCUGCCAUUGGUUCUCUGUGUCCAGGACUGGGUGCUCUGGUUUGGUCUGGCUCACUCCCAGUGGCUGCUUGCUGGGGAUUGGUCCCCCUGGCUAGGUCGGGCCCCUUCCGGAGCAAGUCGCUGUAUGUCCAAAGGUUGUACGAAAAACUUGAGAGAAGUGUUGAUGAAGGAAAAGCCUUUAAAAAGUGCAUCAGGCUAACUGAACAUGAAGUUGACGACCACAAGAUUCUCCAGUUUUUAUAUGACACACCAAAACAAAAAGAUAUUAAGGUGUUUCACUUUGAUGUCACGUCCUCGGUGCAAAAGGGCCUGAAUGAAUUCAUAUUCAAGCUUUUCUUUUUGCGGUACCUGAUGGAUUCAAAUGGACAGAUGUGGCAAUGCAGCCAGAACCACUUAUAUGUUAUUGAGUUACUGGAGUCCACAAAUGAUCAGAACAGAUGUGAUACCAGAUUGGGUCGAAACGAAAAUUUUGCAUUCUCAGAUGUUUUCCCAAAGCUGUUUUGCCACCCACCAAAAAUGGUUAUGGCUUUGGAAAUGCAAAAAGAAGAAAAUCCAGACAUGGACUGUGGUGGCCCCCUGAUGGAUGAUGAAUGUUUCAGAAGUGAAGCUUAUCAAAGGCCAUACCAGUACCUCACACAUUUUCACAAUAAGGACAAUCUUGACAACUUCACGUUCCAGGGUACUGAAGGGACUCAUGCAAAGUGUCUUCAGAUACUCUUAAUCUAUUGUGGUAUAAUAGAUCCAUCAUGGGCAGAGCUGCGUAACUUUGUGUGGUUCCUUAAUCUUCAGUUGAAAGACUGUGAGAAUUCGGAUUUCUGCAAAUUUGAGUUGGUUGGAGACACUCUUUGUGGGUUCAAAAACUUUGUGGUUGAGUUCAUGAUCUUGAUGUCCAAAGACUUUGCAACACCAUCACUAUGCAUCACUGACCAGAGCCCAGGGAAGCAACAAGUUGACAUCAUGCCCGGAGAGUCAGGGAAAGAUUUCAUCAAACCCUCACAAGAGUGGGAUGAGGGUUUGCCGUUCAUCUCCAAACAUAACAACAUGUUUUAA